AUGCCGGAGGGAAGAUCAAUCGCUUUGAGUUCUAAACCAGUGCCUUCAUAUCCGUAUUACUGCUUUCACUACUGCUUUCUUUAGUUGAUUUGCAGCUCCAGUCAAAACUAAGCAGGUCAUAAACCUGCCAGAUGCUGUCCCUCCUUUGAGGCGAGUAGUGUCAAUCGCUUGGAACGAAGCGUGCCGACGAAGACUUGGGGAACAUGUUUCACCCUGUUCGUGGUGGUACCCGCGGUGGUGCUGAUCAGUUCAACUGGGAAGACGUCAAGGAUGAUAAAUACCGGGAAAAUUAUCUGGGACACUCCCUUCGAGCACCGGUGGGACGUUGGCAGAAAGGCAAGGACCUGACGUGGUAUGCCAAGGAGAAGCAACAGGCUGCAUCAACAUCGAGACAGAGUGAGGUGGCAGCUGCCAAGAAAGCUGAAGAGGAGGCCAUGCUGGCAGCAUUGGGCUUCGCCACGCCAGCAAAACCGACACAUCAGCCACUGAGCAAAGCGGAGGUGACCGAAGCACUGCGCAGAGGUGAUGGCAGUAGAGAGGAGGGAGACGCAGACAGGAUCUCAGGUGUAGGUACCAAUGCAAGGGGUGACUUCUGUACUCGUGGGAAACGGCCAGCCGAAGGUGUGGAGUUUAUUUCCCAUGCAGCCACCUCACGAGAUCGCCGGGCAGAAAAAGAAGAGAGUUCCAGCAAGAAGCACAAGUCUGAGCACAAGAAAGAGAAGAAACCCAAGAAACACAAGAAAGAAAAACACAAGAAACACAAACACCGAAGCCGGCGGUCCCCCAGUUGAUGUCCAGUAUGCAGGUGUAAAGGUUAUUUAACCAACUUCAUGCCACAGUGCCGAACGCCUGUUUUCAUAGAAAUUCAUUAGGCUACAACUUGGUAUGAUUGCAUCAUGAAAACUAGUUGACAAGUACAAGGACUAAGAAAAAAAAUUUUUAAAAAGUGCCCACCUAGUCCGUGUGUCUGUGUACUGGUUUCCGUGAUGUAUCUUCUCAAGCUGUGCAACUU
Rhipicephalus sanguineus (brown dog tick) is the source of this 1012-nucleotide messenger RNA. Its product is annotated as multiple myeloma tumor-associated protein 2 homolog. Lineage: Eukaryota; Metazoa; Arthropoda; Arachnida; Ixodida; Ixodidae. The record is from RefSeq and is a predicted model, not a curated record. The transcript has 6 exons. The coding region runs from base 204 to 791 and encodes 195 amino acids.